AUGUCUAAGGCGACGCACACGCACGGUCUGAUGAAGGACCCGGAUCUCCCUGUCACCCCCGAUGGGGUCACGUACCAUCUGAACUGCAAAUCUGAUCAGCUGGCAGAUCGCAUCCUUUUGGUUGGCGACCCCGGCCGCGUGGAUACCGUGGCGGCGUUCUUUGAUGCGGGCAGUGUACGGUUCCGCAGCGAGAACCGUGAAAUAUUUAUUGCCACCGGAACGUACAAGGGCACGCCCGUCUCCGUCUUGAGUACGGGGAUGGGAACUGACAACGUGGAGAUUGUCAUCAACGAGAUCCAUCUGCUGAAGGAGUAUGACUUUGAGCGCUGUGCGUGGCGCCCACGUGUGGGCGAUGCGGAUGUACCGCCAGGCGUCAAGGUGUUUGAUCCAUCGUCCGUAAAAAUGAUUCGUGUCGGUACCUGCGGCUCACCGUUUCCUGACAUGCCGCUCGCAGCCCUCGCCGUCACGCGCCAUGUCAUUGGUAUGGACAAUACAUGCCUGUACUACAAGGUCAAAGAACAGAUGCAGAAGUCUAAGGAUCUGCAGGAGGUGCAGCGUGUGGUGAAGGAGCAAACCAGCCUUGGUGCCAUCGACGUGUAUGCCACAAAGGCACAUCCCGCCAUAACGAAUGGCAUUGUGGCUGCGUGUAAGGCGUUCAAUGGUAAUCUGCCGGCUGGAGCAAAGGAGCAGCUGUACGUUGUUGGUGCAACCGCAACCGCGAGUGGGUUUUACGCCUGUCAGGGACGUGCUGUUGGUCGCUUCCGCGAGCACCUCUUGGUGCCAAAGUGGGGAGGAGCUCUCGA
Molecule: messenger RNA, 803 nt
Organism: Trypanosoma cruzi
Lineage: Eukaryota; Euglenozoa; Kinetoplastea; Trypanosomatida; Trypanosomatidae
Product: nucleoside phosphorylase, putative
Exons: 1
Biological process (GO): uridine catabolic process
Cellular component (GO): cytosol
Molecular function (GO): uridine phosphorylase activity
Source: RefSeq, a predicted model, not a curated record